AUGAAGAGGCAAAUUCAAAAGAGUAUUUCUACAUCAGAUGUUAAGGUCAACCUUUUGUUUUUGUUUUGCUUUGUUUUAUAUGCUAAACAUACACCUAUUGAUUUAUCCAACCAACCCAAUAGAAAUUACGUGGCAUCCUUUUUCCAAGUUAUAUACUAUUUACCGUAUUAUCGGUCGAGUAUUGUUUUGUGGUUAUCAUACGAUGUAAGCGUUAGAACCGUAUUUACGACUUUGGAACUAAAAGAAAAAAAUCCAAUUAUGGAGAUGGCGGCAAUUGUUCUUGGUGUAAAUCUUGUUUCAAUAGGUGAAUUUGUUAUAUAA
This is a messenger RNA of Phycomyces blakesleeanus NRRL 1555(-), 321 nucleotides long. RefSeq lists its product as hypothetical. Lineage: Eukaryota; Fungi; Mucoromycota; Mucoromycetes; Mucorales; Phycomycetaceae. The transcript is spliced from 3 exons. The record is from RefSeq and is a predicted model, not a curated record. Bases 1 to 321 code for a protein of 106 amino acids.